Molecule: messenger RNA, 1713 nt
Organism: Ectocarpus siliculosus
Lineage: Eukaryota; Phaeophyceae; Ectocarpales; Ectocarpaceae
Source: the annotation of a GenBank genome assembly
AUGUUUCUGAGGGGAUGCAGGGAACCCUUGGAACAGUACCGCGAGUGCCUCAUGAAGAACCUCAAGGAUUGGCACGGAAGGGGACUCGUCCGCCAAAAGCUAUCGGCUGUGAAGAUCCACCAGCUGGGGCAGAUGAACAUCACACGGUUCGACCACCAGAAGCUCAUCAUGGACCGAAUCCGACACCUGUCGGACAUCCCCUCGAUGGCGAGGUACUCCGUCGGCAAGGCCAACGUCGCGGAGGUAGAGGCGGCCGUGCACGUGGCACCCCGGCGGAAAGGGAGCAGCAGCAACACAGGCAGCAGUAACAACGUAAACAGGGUGCUCUCCGGCGAUUCCGUCUCCUCCGGCUCGUUGGCGGAAAACGCCAGCCAAUCGGACGCGUCCAUGUCGGAGGACACGGGCGAGGGAGGAAAAAAGAGCAAGGGUCAUCACAGGCGGAGGUCGACGCGACACGGUCUUGGGGUCAAAGGAGGCCGGCGGGGAAGCUUGGCGAUCGACAAGACCUGGGAGGCCAUCAACAAGUCCCGGGCAGAGGCCGACGGCGGCGUGAAGCAGAAGCAGCUCGACACCAUCCGUCGCAGGAUCUCCAACGUCGGGACGCAGCCGCCGGAGCUCAAGCCAUUCAACCCCGCGGAAUUUGCUAGGGAGCAGAACCAGGCUUCCAGCAACGACUCUUCGCUAGUAGGAAGCAAGGAGAGCUCGGAUACAAAUGGAGCCUCCAAGGGAGCAGGACGGAGAGAGUCGCUCUCGCCCAACGUACACGACAAGGCUCGGCAGGCCAGGAUCGACGAGGCCAAGGCGAAGAGGCAGCGCGCGUUAGAGUACGGGAACAGCGCCCUCAAGGCCACCACGCGCGAGGGCCAGCUGAAGGACCUCAAGAAGCAGAUUCUCGCGGACUUUGUGAGCACCAUUGGCUGCGACCGCGCCACGCUCAUGUUCGUCGAUACGCCUGCCCAGGAACUCUUCUUCUUCGACGGGAAUAUGCGGAUCGCUUUCCCCCUUCGGAAAGGCAUCGCCGGACACGUCGCGGCAACGGGCAUGGGGUUGGUCGUUAAUGACCCAUACAACAACGAGCGCUUCAACCGCCAGGUUGACAAGGACUCGGGCUUCGUGACGAGAAACAUCCUGUGCGAGCCCAUCAAGUCGCGGAAGGGGGGCAACGUCGUGGCGGUUCUCCAGAUGGUCAACAAGAAGGACGGCGAGGACUUCAGCGAGCACGACGCGGGCGUGAUGGAGAUGUGUGCGGUGAAGGUAGCCCUAGCCCUGGACACGUCGUUCGCUGCGCUCGUGUCCGCCGAGAACGAGUGGGCGAAGGCUGCAGGGCGCCGGCGAAGCUCCGGCAGCGGAAGCAGACGAGACAGCAGCAUCGACGACGGCGAAUCCGUGCCCACGGCUGCCGAGGCCGCCGCAGCCGCCGCGAGCGCAACGGCCGCAGUCGCCGCCCAGAGAAGGAGCGACGACGCCGAUGCGACAGCAGGAGGGGGGAGGCGAGGCAGCCUGGGAGGCCGUCGGGGUUCUGCGACGCUGUCGGGGCUAGGGGAUGAUGGGCUCCAAGAGGUGCCGCAGAUCUCCAACCGGAGGGGGAGUGGGACGUCGAAGGCGGACGUGGAGAAGCUAAAGCGUCGAACGGAGUACGGCAAAGAGCCGUCGCUCAUCCCCCUCUUCGAUGCUACUCCUCUGUCGCCGGACUUUACACAAGGUUCGCGAUAG